AUGGGUACAAGCAAGAAACUCUUUGCAGUGAGGCAUCAGAGAGCUUUGGAGAACCCCAGCGCCGUGGUGGGAGACAACCUCCAGAGCUCUGCGAGCCGAAUCAGCGAGAUGGGCAGCGCCCCCGUGGAGCCAGCCUGCCAGCUGUGCCGUAAGGUGCAGCUGGACCCAGACAUCUAUGGGGUCAGGCUGGAGCAAGACGGGAUGUGCGUGCACAACUUCUGCGUGUUCUUUGCCAGUGGCAUUUCUCCUGUCGCCUCCGCAUCAGACUGGGUGAGCUACUCCCCGUCUGAUGUCCGAAGAGUCAUCGAGGAGGCGGCAGAGAAGAGAUGCCACGUCUGCGGCCGGCGAGGAGCUGCCAUCGUCUGCCGCGAACGCAGGUGUGAGCGGAGGUUCCACCUGCCCUGUGCCGUGCGGGGGCGCUGCCUCACGCAGUACUACGGCAGCUACAGGGCAUACUGCUCACGCCACCGCCCGCGGCAGGCGAUGGGCAGGGACCCGGAGCCCGGCACUGAAUGCCUGCUGUGCCUGGAGGAGGUGGGCCGGAGAAAGUCCUUCAGGACCAUGGGAUGCCCAACCUGCCAGCAUGCCUGGUUCCACAGGAGCUGCAUCCAGGGCCACGCUCUGCGUGCAGGCUCCUCAGCAUUCCAGUGCAUGCUGUGCAGGGACAAGGAGGAUUUCCAGGCGGAAAUGCUCUACAUGGGCAUCCGCAUCCCCGCUAGACCACCAGCGUGGGAUACCCUGGAGGACUUAGAAGGCCUGAUGGCACGGCACGGGCGCUGUGAUGCCACCGAGUGCCUGUGCCCAGCAGGCAGGGAGCAGGCAGAGGAGGAAGGCCCCUGGCAGCUGCUGCUGUGCAGCUCCUGUGCAGCCGAAGGCACCCACAGGAGCUGCUCCAGCCUCAGCGACAGCGCAGCUAGCUGGGAGUGCCAAGGCUGUGCCGGCCCCGGCGCUGCUGCCAGUGCCAGGCAGGCAGCAGCGGGGCCUGAGCAGGGCUCCGCAGAGCCCGAGGGCAGCAGCCCAGCGGCUGCCCCCGGGCCCGUCUGGCAGCGGGUGGGCUCCCGCCUGCAGCGCCGCGCCGAGCAGAGCCCCUACAGCCGGGCGCGGAGGCGCCGCUAG
This is a messenger RNA of Pogoniulus pusillus (Red-fronted tinkerbird), 1116 nucleotides long. RefSeq names its product PHD finger protein 7-like. Gene Ontology annotation, cellular component: nucleus. The record is from RefSeq and is a predicted model, not a curated record. NCBI's taxonomy places the organism in Eukaryota, Metazoa, Chordata, Aves, Piciformes, Lybiidae. Bases 1 to 1116 code for a protein of 371 amino acids. The transcript has 10 exons.